Dendronephthya gigantea is the source of this 3421-nucleotide messenger RNA. Its product is annotated as fibrillin-1-like. The transcript has 27 exons. Lineage: Eukaryota; Metazoa; Cnidaria; Anthozoa; Malacalcyonacea; Nephtheidae. The coding region runs from base 1 to 3306 and encodes 1101 amino acids. Gene Ontology annotation, cellular component: membrane. The record is from RefSeq and is a predicted model, not a curated record. Gene Ontology annotation, molecular function: calcium ion binding.
AUGCUCGGAUUUCCUGCAUUACUGAAGAGUGUAUUUCCUGUCAUGCGACAAUUCGGAUUAUUAGUGAUGAUACUGUCGUUAUCCCAUGGACAACAACCUUGCAUGAACGACGACAAACCAUGUACAUGGCGACAUUUUAAGAAAAUUAUCGUUGGAAACAAAGCGAUACGUCGUUUAAACUUGAUCUCCAGUCACAAUGUCCACCUUGUGGGGGAAUGCCAUAUUCUCUGCACAAGUCAUAAAAAUUGCUAUGGUUACAACUUCCGAUCGGAGAGCAAUAUUUAUAGCAAAAACUGUCAAUUGAGCAACAGCACCGUAACAAUGAACACUACAAGGAAAAAGAAUGGAACUUGGACAUUUUAUGAGGAUGUUCUGGUAACGCAAGACAUUGAUGAGUGUUCCAAUAAAUCAAGCCAUGAUUGCGACGGAAAUGCAAAUUGCAACAACACUCUAGGUUCCUAUGAAUGUCUUUGCAUUAACGGAUACUCCGGGGAUGGACGCACUUGUACAGAUAUUAACGAAUGCUCUGAGGGGACACACACAUGCGAUGAAAAAGCUGAUUGUAGCAAUACUGAUGGUUCCUUCAAUUGUAAAUGUCAGAUUGGGUACACAGGUGACGGAAACGCUUGCACAGAUGUGAACGAGUGUUCUUCUAGUGUCUGUCACUCAAAUGCUGAUUGCACCAACACAGUUGGUUCCUACACGUGUCAGUGUCGAAGUGGUUAUUCUGGAAAUGGUCAAACAUGUUCAGAUGUGAACGAGUGUUCUUCUAGUGUCUGUGACUCAAAUGCUGAUUGUACCAACACAGUUGGUUCCUACACGUGCCAGUGUCGAAAUGGUUAUUCUGGAAAUGGUCAUACAUGUUCAGAUGUGAACGAGUGUAGUUCUAGUGUCUGCGACUCAAAUGCUGAUUGUACCAACACAGUUGGUUCGUACACGUGCCAGUGUCGAAGUGGUUAUUCUGGAAAUGGUCAAACAUGUUCAGAUGUAAACGAGUGUUCUUCUAGUGUCUGUGACCCAAACGCUGAUUGUACCAACACAGUUGGUUCCUACACGUGUCAGUGUCGAAAUGGUUAUUCUGGAAAUGGUCAAACAUGUUCAGACGUUAACGAGUGCUCUCUGGGAACACAUUCAUGCUCUUCAAACGCUAAUUGUUCUAACACCGUUGGAUCCUACACGUGUCAGUGUCGAAAUGGUUAUUCUGGAAAUGGCCAAACAUGUUCAGAUGUGAACGAGUGCACUUCUAGUGUCUGUGACUCAAAUGCUGAUUGUACCAACACAGUUGGUUCCUACACGUGCCAGUGUCGAAAUGGUUAUUCUGGAAAUGGUCAAACAUGUUCAGAUGUGAACGAGUGUUCUUCUAGUGUCUGUGAUUCAAAUGCUGAUUGCACCAACACAGUUGGUUCCUACACGUGUCAGUGUCGAAGUGGUUAUUCUGGAAAUGGUCAAACAUGUUCAGAUGUGAACGAGUGUUCUUCUAGUGUCUGUCACUCAAAUGCUGAUUGUACCAACACAGUUGGUUCCUACACGUGUCAGUGUCGAAAUGGUUAUUCUGGAAAUGGUCAAACAUGUUCAGAUGUGAACGAGUGCACUUCUAGUGUUUGUCACUCAAAUGCUGAUUGUACCAACACAGUUGGUUCUUACACGUGCCAGUGUCAAAAUGGUUAUUCUGGAAAUGGUCAAACAUGUUCAGAUGUGAACGAGUGUAGUUCUAGUGUCUGUCACUUAAAUGCUGAUUGCACCAACACAGUUGGUUCCUACACGUGUCAGUGUCGAAGUGGCUAUUCUGGAAAUGGUCAAACAUGUUCAGAUGUGAACGAGUGUUCUUCUAGUGUCUGUGACUCAAAGGCUGAUUGUACCAACACAGAUGGUUCCUACACGUGUCAGUGUCGAAAUGGUUUUUCUGGAAAUGGUCAAACAUGUUCAGAUGUGAACGAGUGUUCUUCUAGUGUCUGUCACUCCAAGGCUGAUUGUACCAACACAGAUGGUUCCUACACGUGCCAUUGUCGAGGUGGUUAUUCUGGAAAUGGUCAAACAUGUUCAGAUGUAAACGAGUGUUCUUCUAGUGUCUGUGAUUCAAAUGCUGAUUGUACCAACACAGUUGGUUCCUACACGUGCCAGUGUCGAAAUGGUUAUUCUGGAAAUGGUCAAACAUGUUCAGAUGUGAACGAGUGUUCUUCUAGUGUCUGUGACUCAAAGGCUGAUUGUACCAACACAGAUGGUUCCUACACGUGUCAGUGUCGAAAUGGUUUUUCUGGAAAUGGUCAAACAUGUUCAGAUGUGAACGAGUGUUCUUCUAGUGUCUGUCACUCCAAGGCUGAUUGUACCAACACAGAUGGUUCCUACACGUGCCAUUGUCGAGGUGGUUAUUCUGGAAAUGGUCAAACAUGUUCAGAUGUAAACGAGUGUUCUUCUAGUGUCUGUGAUUCAAAUGCUGAUUGUACCAACACAGUUGGUUCCUACACGUGCCAGUGUCGAAAUGGUUAUUCUGGAAAUGGUCAAACAUGUUCAGAUGUAAACGAGUGUUCUUCUAGUGUCUGUCACUCAAAUGCUGAUUGUACAAACACAGUUGGUUCCUACACAUGUCAGUGUCGAAGUGGUUAUUCUGGAAAUGGUCAAACAUGUUCAGAUGUGAACGAGUGCAUGUCUGGUGUCUGUGAUUCAAAUGCCGAUUGCACUAACACAGUUGGUUCCUACACGUGUCAGUGUCGAAGUGGUUAUUAUGGAAAUGGUCAAACAUGUUCAGAUGUGAACGAGUGUUCUUCUAGUGUCUGUCACUCAAAUGCUGAUUGUACCAACACAGUUGGUUCCUACACGUGUCAGUGUCGAAAUGGUUAUGCGGGAAGUGGUCAAACAUGUUCAGAUGUUAACGAGUGCUCUCUGGGAACACAUUCAUGCUCUUUAAAUGCUGAUUGUUCUAACACCGUUGGUUCCUACACGUGUCAGUGUCGAAGUGGUUAUGAAGGUGACGGGAAAUCUUGUGUUUUUGUGAGAAUAAGAUUGGCUGGCACAGCAGGUGUUGCAAACAAAGGCCGAGUAGAAAUCUAUCAUCCAUCGUAUGGUUGGGGAACAGUAUGUGAUGAUACGUUGGAUUUGCAGGAUGGUCAUGUAAUUUGUCGUCAGCUUGGUUACCAAGGAGCUACUGCUUUUUAUCAUGGCGCACACUAUGGUGAAGGAACUGGUCCUAUUCUGUUGGAUGACACACAAUGUUCAGGACACGAGACUUAUAUUUGGGAUUGCGGACACCUUGGAUGGAACGUCCACAACUGUCAUCACUAUGAAGAUUCGAGUGUAGAUUGCUACUAAAGUUUUCGCCCAUUUUCAAAUUCAGUGCGAUUAUUUGUAAUCGUAUUAAGGCCCAAACAGACAGAACGUGAAUUGGCAACGCGGCGCGAAUUUUCAACGUUUUAUAUUUUUCAAA